AUGUGUGUUUCUCUGAGAUUCAAAGUGUGUUGUUUUAAAGCGGUGACGAUAAAAGCAAAGAUCAAAGCAGCAGCAGAGGAGCAGGAAGUGGACCGGCUCAGAAUGUUAGAGGAGCGGGAAGUGGACCGGCUCAGAAUGUUAGAGGAGCGGGAAGUGGACCGGCUCAGAAUGUUAGAGGAGCGGGAAGUGGACCGGCUCAGAAUGUUAGAGGAGCGGAAAGUGGACCGGCUCAGAAUGUUAGAGGAGCGGGAAGUGGAUCGGCUCAGAAUGUUAGAGGAGCGGGAAGUGGACCGGCUCAGAAUGUUAGAGGAGCGGGAAGUGGACCGGCUCAGAAUGUUAGAGGAGCAGGAAGUGGACCGGCUCAGAAUGUUAGAGGAGCGGAAAGUGGACCGGCUCAGAAUGUUAGAGGAGCGGGAAGUGGACCGGCUCAGAAUGUUAGAGGAGCGGGAAGUGGACCGGCUCAGAAUGUUAGAGGAGCGGGAAACGGAGCCUCAGAUUCUCCCGGUGAGAGGGGACCUUCUCCGGCCUCAGAUUGGUCUCUCUGUCACAGACGGCCUCAUCACUCGUCCACUUGAGCGCCUGUCUGAGCCGCUGUAUCAGUCCCAGGAUUGGCAAUCUCAGUGUGAGCCCACUCUACUGUAA
This is a messenger RNA of Knipowitschia caucasica, 642 nucleotides long. The record is from the annotation of a GenBank genome assembly. NCBI's taxonomy places the organism in Eukaryota, Metazoa, Chordata, Actinopteri, Gobiiformes, Gobiidae.